GGCGACCGCGUCGCGUCAGCUGCGGGGCUGACGUGGCUCCCGGAAGUGGGGCUGGCGCAGGGCCGUCAUGUUGCAGCAGGACAGUAAUGACGACACUGAGGAUGUUUCCCUGUUUGAUGCGGAAGAGGAGACGAGUAACAGACCAAAAAAAUCCAAGAUCAGACAUCCAGUGGCAUCAUUUUUCCAUUUAUUCUUUCGAGUCAGUGCAAUUGUAGUCUAUCUUCUCUGUGAAUUGUUCAGCAGCAGCUUUAUUGCCUGUAUGGUGACAAUUAUCUUGUUGUUGUCAUGUGACUUUUGGGCAGUCAAGAAUGUCACCGGUAGACUCAUGGUUGGUCUGCGUUGGUGGAAUCAUAUAGAUGAAGAUGGAAAAAGCCAUUGGGUGUUUGAGUCCAGGAAGGCAUCUGCUCAAGAGAGUAAAACAGUUUCUGAGGCCGAAUCAAGAAUCUUUUGGUUAGGACUUAUUGCCUGUCCUGUGCUGUGGGUGAUAUUUGCCUUUAGCGCGCUUUUCUCCUUCCGAGUGAAGUGGUUGGCGGUGGUUAUCAUGGGUGUGGUGCUACAAGGUGCCAACCUGUAUGGCUAUAUCAGGUGCAAGGUGGGCAGCAGGAAGAAUUUAACCAACAUGGCUACAUCUUAUCUUGGAAAGCAGUUUUUAAGACAAAAUGCUGGAGAAGACCAGACUUCCUGAGGAGAGUGCAAGCAAGCUCCUGUGUUCUGUUACACUGGGGAGCAACUGAAGAGAUUCUUGACUCUGAACCUUUUGAAACUGAGUACAUGUUGCAAAGAGGAGCAUUGGGUUUGUUUUUGCAGUUUAAAAUUUACUUUAAAAAAUGGAAAGGUGGUUUUCACAUCAACUGUUCAUUUUCUUUCUAGCAUUUCGGGUUUGAAAGUAUGGUGUUGCCAGGAACAUUGUCAAAACUGGUUCACGACUUACAUAUGUAUGCACAUAGUCCUUGUAACCUGUAUAUCCCGGAUUACUGAAAGUGUGUUCAUGGACAUUUGUAAGGGAGACCUUUGUAAUUGGAUCCAGUAGGAUGUAGGAGGAUGUUCUCGGUCUGUCUCAGAACUCUAGAUGUGUACAUAUUAUUUCUGUAGAUUGUUGCCAGAAGAAAGUUUUGGUUCCAUGGUAAGAGUGAGCACUUUGGCUUAUGUGUAAGUUAGAGGUAAUUGUUAAUUUUACAACAUAAUAUAUACUUUGUGAUGAAACUUCUCAUCUUAGGCGCUCACAGGCAGGUACAAACCAAAUUUGGGCCAGUGGUUAACUAGUUUGUAAAUUUUAUUUUUAUUUGUAAUAACUCAUGUACUUAAGGCCCAAUUAAUAUAAAUGGAAUUUUCAUGGUUUAUGUUUAGGGGAUACCUUAGAGAUUGCUGCUGUUCUAUUUAUUUUUUGGAAGGGAGAGCCAGAUUUUACUUUGGAACUUCCUGGAAGCUCUUCAGUGGUCUUUGGCCUAAUGAAUUCUAUCUUUUAUCACUAAAAGAGUAUUAUUCUUAUGUCAUAGUGAGAAUAAUCAUUUAAAUACUUGGCAUAAUAAAUGCCUAAGAAACAUUUUAUGAAUCUAUUUUUUUUCUUGCUAUAAUGGGGCUAUUGUAAAUCAUGCAUUUGUAUUAAUGAUAUUUCUUAAAGCAAUAUAUGAAACAAUCUACAAAUGGUUGUAGGAGUCUACAAAUUCUGUUCUUGGUUCUGUAAACUUUGUUGGAAUCUUUUAACCAACAGAUUAUUUUGUGGAAUGUAUUUAUACAUUGUUAAAAAAUUUAAAAAGA
Molecule: messenger RNA, 1758 nt
Organism: Canis lupus familiaris (dog)
Lineage: Eukaryota; Metazoa; Chordata; Mammalia; Carnivora; Canidae
Gene: TVP23B
Product: trans-golgi network vesicle protein 23 homolog B
Biological process (GO): protein secretion; vesicle-mediated transport
Cellular component (GO): Golgi membrane
Source: RefSeq, marked validated